Messenger RNA from Diorhabda sublineata, 7666 nucleotides. RefSeq lists its product as uncharacterized. The coding region runs from base 488 to 5323 and encodes 1611 amino acids. The record is from RefSeq and is a predicted model, not a curated record. Lineage: Eukaryota; Metazoa; Arthropoda; Insecta; Coleoptera; Chrysomelidae. The transcript has 11 exons. Gene Ontology annotation, molecular function: chromatin binding.
ACGAAUGUAUGUGGAAUACAAACGAACGAAUUGUUUCUUAUGAAGUGUUUAGUACGUAUGUAGGGCGGGGAGAUUUUAUUUCGAUACGUGCUUAAUUUCGAGUAUAUGAAAAACUUUUAGAUACAUUAUUGUGAAUACGCUUCAGUCAAUUCAAUUAAUCAUCUGGAAGUUUGUGUUAAUGUAAUGAAAGUGCAUGUGAAAGUGGUAUGUACAUGUAGAUUCUAAAAUGUAAACAAUACCCACUAUAUAGUCUCUACUUAGUAUUGUUUUCAAUAUUCAGAAAAUAUUGAACAUAUUCUGAUUAUUAUUAUUUUAAUGUAUUCUAUAACCAAGAUAUACGUGAACAGUGGAAUGUGUAAUCUUUUUGUUUACAAAAUACAUCUAUGCCAAUCAAAUAACUAAGAUGGAAGGAUGUUAGAUGUGUAAUAAAACAAUGUAUGUUCUCUAAAGGUGUUGGAUAAGAUGUAAAAGAGCCUAAGCGAAAUCCAUGAUGCGUUCUGUGUCAACCAAACCGGAUAUCAAAUUAUUGAAAACGACGAAAAAACUGCAAGCUUCGAAGAAAAAUCACAUUUCUGAUCUUCGAACCCCUAUACGCGAUACUAUAUCAGAAACUAUAUCUUUCGUAAUCAAAGGAAAACUAACACCCAUAAAACCUUUCUUAUUAGAUAAGAGAAAUGAUUUGACAGUUAAGAAAAAUGUUACUAAAAUUCCGAAAGUUUUAAAGAAAUCUGAGGAUAAUCUCCUAUAUUUAAGAAAACUGAAAGAGAAAAAUGUGAAACUUGAUUCCAAAGUUCAAGCAAAAACUUGCAAAAAAUUAAGUGCCGAGAGUAGUUGUAAAAAGAAGUUUGACAAAUCGCCAGCUAAAACAAUUUCUCCAAAUAAAGUGAAACUUGUAAAUUUAUCAAAAUUAGCUAAGAAGAAUCGUGAUCUAAAUGAGAAACCAAAGAAAAAUGUAAAAUCUGUAGUUACGACAAAAUCAGCAAAAUGUAUUCCUAACAAACCAAGUAAAAACUUGCCUUUAAAAGCAAACACUUCAGAAGAAAUUUCAGAAGCUGCAACUUUAAUCGAUGAGGAUGAAAUUAAAAAACAGCAAACAAUUGAACAGUUAUUGAAACAAGUCAAUGAGGAAAUUAAAUCAAAGGAAAGUCGAAUUUCAAAAAAGUCAAAUAAAAUGAAAAAACGGAAAAAAGUUGUUGGUGGUACAAUUGAAGAAAAAGUACCAGCUAAACCUGUGCAAAAUCCGGCUUCAGAUUUAGCAAAUAUUAUAAAACCGGAAGUAAUUGAAUCAACUGAAAAUUCUGAAAUAAAAAUUGACAACGAACAAUCUAAAAUACCUGAAGAUACUAAAAAUGAAACUGUGUCGAAUAAAGAAGUCGAUUUAGAAAGUAAAGAAAUAAAAGCUGAAUUGCUGGUCGAAGAAAGAGAACAGACAUUAAAGAAGAAAAAAUAUGUAAAAUUAAAAUCAAAACCAAAGAUAACGGUUAUUAAAAAGAGGGUAUCUUCCAAAAGCAAAAGUAGAGCAGACGAUCAAAUUUGCAAAACAAAACUUUUUAAAUUUUGGAACGGCCCAAAAAGACACAGAGUCGCUUCCCUAAACGCUUUAGCAAAAGUUCAUUGUCUUUACGAGAAUGAAACAAGAGCAACUAUUUUAGACGUAAUCGACGAAUCAAAUAAAACAGCUUAUAAUCCUAAAAGAGAUACAUCAAAAAAUAAAUCCAAUAAACUUGAGCAAGUUGUUAAAAAUGAAGAUCUUAGCGAAGAUAGUUCGCCUCCUCCCACUAGAAUAUUGCGAUCGGUGCCCGGGUUGAGAGCUAUUGGAAAACAUUGGGACAUGCACGAUACAACUAGUUCAGAUGAGGAAGAUGACGUUAAUUACACCGUUAAAUCACCUACUCCCGAAAAAGUGUCACAGCCCAAAGUUAAAAUAAAAAAAGAAGUCGUUGAAAGAAAACGGAGAAGCAACGAAAUAGUUAUGGAUCUGAAAGACAUGGUUGUUCGUAAAAGAAUGGCCAGUCUAAACGCGAGCGCGAUUUUAGCCGCUAGUUAUUCCGCGGAAAAAAGACACAACAGAUCGAAAUAUUCAAACGAUGACACUUCUUCUUGCUCCAGCCAUUCUUCCGAAGAAUAUUUCGCGGCUUUAGAUAAAGACAUUAAAAUAGAAGAGGAAGAUAAAAAAGAAGACGAACCGGAAUUGAUUGAAGUGCGUGCGACCCCGAAUAAAAAAGUGGCGGUUAUUUUAAAUCAAGAUACUGACGUGACUAUUACCGGUGUUUACGUGAACAGUACUACUAGAUCUACCCAUCACGAAGGGUACUGCAGUAUAGCGGGCAUGCAGUAUAGAAUUUCUGCUACUAGUCAUACGCAGACAGCUGCAACAGCCGUUUCUACAGAAGCUCUUCUACAAUCUUCUUCCAACAGUGUACCAGAUAAUAGUAAUAGUGAUUCCAUGCCAUCUUCUAAAUCAUAUACUCCGCUCGAUGCAUUAUCAAAUAUGCAACCUCCGCCGGGACCUGGAUUACAGCACAAUCAUCCAGUUUUACAUGGACAACAACAUAUGGGACCGCCACAACAUGUCAUCGGAAUGCCUCCUCAUCAGUUAUCACCAGGCCUUCGCCAUAGUUGCUCCAGUGCGUUUUCCUCGCCGCAUUCAACACCUAGUUACCAAACACCUCCCAGUCACCAUCCUCCUAUUCAAGGUGAUGCAGGAUACGUUCACGCUGGAUACUAUCAGCCGGCAGGUCCAUUGAUAACUGUUCCACCUCCACACGGACAUAGUCAACCACCACAUCCACCUCUGCCACCUCUUACUAAAACUAUUCCUCCUCCCCCGGAAACUUCUCCAUCAUCGUCCACAACUCCUUCUGUUAUACCCCACGACGGACCUCCACCGCCACCAAGUUCUGCUGGAGAUUCAUCCGAUAGUGAGGUGAUAAUUACAUCGGUAACAACAGCAAAGGAUCCAGUACCGCCCCCAUCACAUCCUCCAGCAGCUUAUAGAUACCAGUACCCAGGCUAUUCAUAUUCGUAUCCACCUCAUUCUUAUCCAUAUCCCACUCCUCCCAAUCCACCUUAUUCACAUCACGAUAUGUGCUAUUCGCCGAAUCCAUACGUUCACAAAUAUCCUAUUAGAAGGUAUUUGACUACGCAGUACUACCCGCCACCCAAUCCGUCGGAUAUUUAUCCGGUGCCGCCAAGUGGACCUUCACAACCCAGUCAGCAGGUGGUAACUGCACCUCCAGCAUCUGCCAACGCAACAACAUAUUCAGCUGCACCACCAACGUUGUUAGAAACAUAUGCGUCUCCUCAACCUGCUCUAGUAGAGGGUUAUCAACCGCCGCCGCCUUCACAUUAUUACCCUCCUCCAGCUGCAUUUGGGCCUCCAGCGCCCACUUGUUAUUCGCACCCUUCUUCCAGAGCGAUUCCAUAUAUUAAUGCAUAUCAAAGUAGCUGUCCCUGUCCAAUGCAAUCGUGUCCAAAAAACGUACAUACUGGACCUCUUACUGGUGAUUGUAAGAGGUCUAAUAUUUCAAACGAAUCGAUGCCUUUACCGCCAGUAGCUUUGGCACUUCCUCUUGAACCCGCAAGUGCAACGGGUCCUCCUAGUCCUGCAAGAGGGUCAGCUGGCAUGCCACCUCCACCAUCACCAGCCGGUGCGACUUAUCAAGCUCCACCACCGGUUCCGACGAAACAGGAAUCCGAUUUAGUUAAUAAUCAAGAACAGUGUAAAACAGAGAAGAAAAGGAAAGCUCGAAUUGGAAAAGCAAUGGUAAGAAACAAUAUAGCAGCCAACUUACAGCAAAACACCAUGUUAUUGAUGUGUGGCAAUUCACAAGAUUUCGUUAAACGGGAAAUUGAGAGUCCUCAAGAACAGGUAGCAGAAGAAAAAAGAGAAAUCACCGAUGGCGAAGGAAAGAAGUUCUUAGAGAAUUUGCAACAUCCGUGCACGAAGAUUGAAGAAAUGAAACAAGAAGAAUCUCAGCCUGAAAUAUCGGUACAACCGAAAGAAGAAACAAUAAUAGAAGAACCUCAGAAAGAUCCACUAAAUCCGCUUCCUCCCGUUAUUAAUACAGUGGCAGAGAAUGUUAAAGUCAAAAACAUGAAACGAAAACUAUCCAUGCUUUCAGAAAAAGAACCUAGCCCAGAAGUGGUACCAGUGGAGAAGAAACAAAAAUGUGGGUCCUACAAAUUACUAAUUAAGAAAGAAACAAAUACUGUCAGAAUUAAUAACGGUAAACGGAAACUUCUAGGAGAAAUGUCUCAGCUAUCUAAAGCUAGAGAAACAAAAUUAAAGUUAAGAAAGCGAACGAAUAAAACUCUUAACAAUGGGAACACAAUUAAGCGACAAAAAUUCUCAAAAUUAACACAAACAAAUAAUUCGAACUGUAAAUCAGGAUUUCAUCCUUCUACUAAAACCAAAGAAAAGAAAUUGUUGUCGGUUAACAAAGUCAAUUCUAAAUCCAUAUCCGCGCCGGAAGAUAAAACGCUCGCGAAAAAUAAUAUAGAACGAACCAUAGAAAGUGUAAUUAGUGUCGUUUGCUUAAGGACACGCGAAGAAAAUACCGCUAAAACCGAAAAGUGCGGUAAACAACAAACGAACAAACCGGUGAUAAACAAAAAAAGUACAAAUAAAGGUGUGGUAUCUAAAAAAUUCAAGACCAACUCCAAGAAAACGGAAAUAACCAGAAGAAAAUCAAAAUGCAGUGAAAUUGCAGUAACACCUAUCAAGAAACCAUUAAACGUACCAAAAUGGUCAAACGGAUGGACGUGGGAAGGAGAACCGUUCGAAGCUAAAGUAUUUUUAAAUAGUGAUGAACUAACGAUAUUAAGAAGAUGUUAUCCAGCAAUGAGACAUGAAGGUGGUGACAAAAUUGCUCCCAAAGACUGUGUCCUUCUUAAGGCAGGACCAAGAAAAAAUGAUCUUCCGUUUGUAGCAAAAAUCGCUGCACUCUGGGAAAAUCCUGAAGAUGGUGAAAUGAUGAUGUCGUUAUUGUGGUAUUAUCGUCCUGAGCACACGGAACAAGGAAGGCUACCAAUUGAUCAGCCAGAUGAAGUUUUUGCUUCCAGGCAUAAAGAUUCAAACAGUGUUGCAUGUAUUGAUGAUAAAUGUUAUGUACUCACAUUCAACGAGUACUGCAGAUACCGCAAAACGUACAAACGCAUUGAAUCGGGGAUAGAAGAAUCAUUGCCCUGUAUCCCUAAUCCUGAACCAUAUCCUAGAUAUCACAUGCAACCUCCCAUGACCUUAGUAUCUCCAGAAAUGGUUUUCUUUUGUCGCCGUGUGUACGAUUUCAGGCAAAAGCGCAUGGUGAAAAAUCCUACUUAAUUUUAUGAUCCGGUUAUAUUUGUUAAUAAUUUUUAUUGUAUGUUAUUUGUGUUUAUCAUUUGAGGUAGUCUUGAUACCUUGGAUUCUAUUUAUUAUUCAAAUAAUCAAAAUAAAGAAAGACUAUAUAGGGUUCUGAAAAAGUCACAAAUUCAUAUUAACCGAAACCCGAAACACAUAUUUAUUCAUCUAAAUUUGAUACCUACAUAUAUACAUAUUGUUGCAAAAAAAGUAAAGGGAACAUUUGUAUAAAUAAAUUAUUAAUAAUGUUGUAUAGAGUAUAGAGAUUAUAUAUAUUUAACAUAUUUAUAGUCAAUAGUUUACGCAGGUAUAAAUGGUGUGUGCUUUCAUAGUAGUAGUUGUGUUUUUCUUUUUUCAGUGUCGUAUCAUACAUACUUUCUAAUUGUCUGUAAAGACAUUUGCUUUAUGGUUAUUGCACAGUACAGUGGGAUAGGAAAAUGAACUAUUUUCAAUAAAUUAGUAUUAACUACAUUCCAUCUUAGUUCCAAGAACCAAUUAUUUUCACAUAUAUGUAUAAUGUGGUAUAUUCAGAACUGUUUAAUAAUGAUACCUGAUGUGGAUCGCGCAAUAUUUACAAUGAAAUUGAAUAAUUUGAUGUGGAAUUAUUUCAUAAAAAUACUAUUCAAUUCUAUAACAGACAAUGGUAAAUCCAAUAUUACAAAGCUUACUGAAAUUCAAGAGAUUUAUUGAAAAGAAAAUCCUUCAAUCGAAAACGACUUGAAUCCUUCAUGGAUAGAAUAAAUAACAAAACGAAAGUUAAAAAAAUACAAAGAUGCCAGAAAUGAGCCAUCCUCGAUAAAUCUGCUACAUUGAAAAAGAUAAAGUUGAAGAAAUAAGAAUUAGUGAGAAUGUCCUUGUACUGGGCCAAAUAAGUGUGAAACCGCUUAACUUACGACCUUUCGGUAAAAAUUAUUGUUAUGUAAGAGGUCCAGUGAAAUUACUGGAAAUUAUUUUCAGAUUUUUUAAAUAUUAACUAGCGGCCGUAACAAUAAUAAGAAUUAGUUUUUCCUAAAAUUUGCUGUAAAAAGUAUACUGAAAAGCCAAAUAAAUAUCAGAUCAAUAAGGAGUAGCUUUAGUAGUAGCAUUACUUACAUUACAUUACGUUACUUAUUUAGCUACUUGGUACAUUCCUUAUUCACUUAUUUUAUUCAUUGAGUCUUUGCUUUUAUAUAAAUAUGAAAAACUGCAGAAUAUGAUUUUCCGAAAAAGUGAUUAAAAAUACUAUUAAUCUCAUAUAAAACUGAUAAUGCUUUGCAUGGAAUGCACACACAUUUUUCGUUUAAUGAUCUAGAUAGUCAUUGAAAAAGGUGUCUUGAAUUAUAAAACGAAAUAAAAAUCAAAAUCUACGUUUUAGAAUAUUUAUUCAUAGAUCAAAAAAUGCAGCAUUUCAAAAGUGUCAAUGUGUUUCAUCAGUCACAUUUGAACCAAUUCUUUCUCUCCUAGAAUAUUAAUUCUAGGAGGUUUGUUGUUGAGAGUUAUUUGGACAAUUACAGUGUAGCAACAUACAGCAUACAGUCAUGUAAUGCACUUUUGCGGUGUGAAUGGUUGUUAUAUUUAUAGCCGCAUAUGUCUUGAUCGAAAUCUCAAAUCUAUAUUUGUUAUAUAGGAUUAAAAGAGUUCGGCGUAAAAUUUCUGGAUUAUAAGUUUAAAACUCACACUUGCCUAGUUUAUAAAAUCAAACCAAAUAUUUAAAAUAUUAAAUUAGAUAUUAUUGUUUACACCAAUAAUCACAAUAACACUGCUUAAAACGCGUGUGAUAAUUUAUCGAAUUUAGAUUCUGAAGGCAAACUUCUUGAUGCGUGAUCGAAACCUGUUUCAAACAGUGCAAAUGUGAGUAUAGGUGUAGUAGGAGUAAACAGUAUGAAAUCACUGAAAAUUGCCCAAAUUCUUAUCAGAUGAGACAUCAGAAAUCCUUAAUCUUUUAAUUCAAUGUUAUAAACAAUUUUGCUCUCCCAUUGUACCAUGUGCUAUAAUCCAAUUUGAUAUGUUUAUAAAAGAGCACAUCUCCAUUUUAUAAAAUAUUGAAUAAUUUGCUAAAAUAUUGUACCUGUAUGACCAGUACACUAGUUUUAUAAAAGUAUUAUGGUUAUGUGCUCUUUUUCUACUGAAAGCUUUAGUGAUCCAAUUAUUUACUACUUCAUUCACAUUCUUUUACCAAACAAGAGUAGAAGUUCCCAGAAUAACAAUAGAUCUUUUGAACAAAUAUUUAUUUUGGUAAAACUACCUAGUUAUAGUAUCUUGUCACAUUUGAAAAAAAAACAGAUUUUUUGUACUCUUAUUAGUAUUGUAGUAUUAUGUUUUUGGUAAUAUAUUUUUGUUUGAAAA